Messenger RNA from Lacerta agilis (Sand lizard), 2432 nucleotides. RefSeq names its product ilvB acetolactate synthase like (gene ILVBL). Gene Ontology annotation, molecular function: thiamine pyrophosphate binding; acetolactate synthase activity; flavin adenine dinucleotide binding. Lineage: Eukaryota; Metazoa; Chordata; Lepidosauria; Squamata; Lacertidae. The record is from RefSeq and is a predicted model, not a curated record. Gene Ontology annotation, biological process: L-valine biosynthetic process. The transcript has 16 exons. The coding region runs from base 105 to 2006 and encodes 633 amino acids. Gene Ontology annotation, cellular component: acetolactate synthase complex.
GUCUCGCCUCUCCCUGCUCCAUCCUGUCCCUGUUCUCUCCUUGGCUUCCCGACGGUGGCGGCGACGUUUCGCUCUGGUUUUGAGUGCAUCUGUAGCUGACUCGAAUGAAUCCUGACAUGCCUGCUGCCACCUCGGCCCUAGGAGGCUCCUCGACAUGGGUCUUGGCACUGCUGGGAAGCCUUACAGUGACUCUUCUUGGGGUAGCUCACAAACUGGGGCUCAUCUAUCAGCUGUGGCAUCAGGUGGACACGAAGAGCACUCGGCACGGCGGAGAAACUGUGGCAGAAGUGCUGAAAGCUCAUGGUGUGCGCUUUGUGUUCACACUGCCGGGUGGACAUAUCUCUCCCAUUUUGGUGGCUUGCGAGAAGCUGGGCAUUCGUAUUGUGGACACGAGGCAUGAGGCAACGACUGUAUUUGCAGCAGAUGCAGUGGCCAGGCUAUCAGGAACAGUGGGAGUUGCUGCAGUGACAGCAGGACCAGGAGUGACUAACACUGUGACAGCUAUGAAAAAUGCUCAGAUGGCAGAGUCUCCCGUGUUGUUGAUUGGAGGGGCAGCAGCCAUGUUGCAGAAGGGCAGAGGAGCUCUCCAAGACAUUGAUCAGUUGUCCCUCUUUAAACCACUCUGCAAAUUCUGUGCUUCCGUCAAGUCUGUCCGAGAGAUUGCCCCUGUGUUGCGAAAGGCCAUUGCCAUUGCCCAGUGUGACACUCCAGGGCCUGUGUUUGUAGAGUUCCCCUUGGAUAUCCUGUAUCCCUAUCAUCUAGUAGAGAGAGAGAUGUUCAAGAAGUUCUCUUCUAAAAGCCUUUUGGGAAUGAUUGUUAACUGGUAUCUGCGCAGUUACAUAGGGAACCUCUUUGCCGGGGCAUGGGAGAUGCAGGACUUUUCACCUCUGCCAGUGAACUUGCCAAAGGCUUCAAAGGGACAGGUGCAACAGUGUGUGGAGCUCAUCAGCCGAGCUAAGAAGCCAGUCAUCCUCCUUGGUAGUCAAGUGACCCUACCACCAACACCAGUAAAGAUACUCAGAGAUGCCUUAGAAGAACUGGGGAUCCCGUGUUUUCUUGGAGGCAUGGCUCGCGGCAUGCUGGGGAAAAAUAGCCCACUGCACAUCCGUCAAAACCGGCGUGACGCGCUCAAGGAGGCAGAUGUGGUCAUUCUAGCAGGCACAGUCUGUGAUUUUCGCCUGUCAUACGGGGCGGUCCUAAGUAAACGCAGCAAAAUCAUUGCUGUCAACAGGAACCAGGAGCAGCUGCUGAAGAAUGCAAAUGUGUUGUGGAAACCCACCGUGGCCAUUCAGGGGGAUGCUGGCUGCUUCCUGGUGUGCUUGUGCCAAGCGUUGAAGGGCUAUUCGUGUCCCCAGGAUUGGGUAACAAGCCUGAAGGAGGUUGAUCGCAUAAAGGAGAAGGCAAACAGGGAGAAGGCAGAAAAACCGACCGAUCAGCACCUCAACCCACUGAAGCUGCUGCACCAUUUGGAUAGUUUGCUUCCUGAAGACAGCCUGUUGAUUGCUGACGGGGGUGACUUUGUUGCAAGUGCCGCCUACAUUGUAAGGCCCAGGGGGCCACUGACAUGGUUGGAUCCAGGAGCCUUUGGGACCUUAGGGGUUGGUGGAGGCUUCGCGCUGGGAGCCAAGCUCUGCAGGCCAGACUCAGAGGUCUGGAUCAUAUAUGGAGAUGGCUCCCUUGGGUUCAGCAUCAUGGAAUUUGACACCUUUGUGCGACACAAGACACCUGUCAUCGCCCUGGUGGGGAACGAUGCUUGCUGGAGCCAGAUUUCCCGGGAGCAAGUUCCCAUGCUUGGCAGCAAUGUAGCCUGCGGCUUGGAUUAUCUAGAUUACCAUGUGGUGGCAAAAGGCUUAGGAGGGAAAGGCUUCCUGCUCAACCGUGAGAAUGAGGAUCAAAUGGAGGAACUUAUCAGGACAGCACAGUCUGAAUGCAGGCAAGGGCACCCUGUCCUUCUCAACGUCCUCAUUGGGAAAACAGACUUCCGUGAAGGCUCCAUCUCCGUGUAGGGGUUAGCUUGGAGAUACAAGUAUGUGGGAUUUGGCUGGACAGCAAAGUGGCUGCUUUGCAUGGAAGUUCUGGUUCAUCUGAAUUGAUCGCAAGCAAAGGGAUGGGGCCCUGGCAGUCCUGAGGUCUAGGACUAUUAUUCCUCCUUCAUUGGGCUUCCUUGGGGUAGUUCUUCAGAUAGCUGGUUUCCUUCACUUUUCAACUCUUGUUUUGCUGCUGAAGCACAAGCUUGUGUUCCACCUCCACCCAUUACACCAUGGUUGUUGUCUAAAGUGGGAGCAGCAAAGCAGUUCUUCGUGAAUCACUUUGACUUGUUCCUUUUGGUUAUUAUAUCUAACAGGUUGGCUUCACUAAUUGACGCAGCUGAUACAUUAAUAGCCAUAGUUGGGAUGAAAGAACACAUGCCUCCUUUUCUCUAGUUUGCCAUU